AUGUAGAUUGGUACACGGACUGAUUAAUCUGCGCAGCUUCAGCAAUCACGAGCAGACCCAUCUUGCUAGGUUGAUAUGAUCAGAAAGCCUUUCUGCUAUCUAUAAAUAAGCGCACAGCUUCAAGCCAUUAAAUCACAACAUUCUCUUCAUUCUCAAGAGAAAACAAUUAAACUAGCUUUCCUUAAUUAGAAUGGCCAGAAUGCAAUCAAGGCUUCGGCUCGUUCCCUUCAUUGCCUUAGCCUUGGUCUCAUGUUCACAGGGGCACAACCAAAGUCUUCUCCAGCCUUCUUCUUCAGCUUCAACAACGUCCUCCAUGUCCAUGCUCACUUACCAUGGAGGCCCGCUACUGACUGGACCCAGAAGCAUCAACAUAUAUCUUAUCUGGUAUGGAUCCUUCUACCUGAAAGAUAGAACCCCCAUCACCGAGUUCUUCGCUUCCUUCACUCCUCCUGGGGAAAUCAAACCACCAAAGGAGGCCACUGUGCCAACAUGGUGGAGUACAAUUCUUUCCUACAAGGACAGAGCGGGCAACCCAGUUUCUGGGACCGUCAAACUCGCCAAACAAUUAGGUGACCCAGGCUAUUCCCUAGGAAAGAACAUCAAGCGCAGACAAAUAGCCGAUUAUGUCAAAAACAAGAUAGAUAGGAAGUUGUUACCUUCUGAUCCUCGAGGGGUGUACUUGUUUCUGACCUCUAAAAAUGUAGUGGUGGAGCGAUUCUGCAUGAGUUCAUGUGGCUUCCAUAGUAGCAUCAUGACCUUGGGAAAGAAAAGAGUCGUUUAUGCACACGUUGGAGACCCCUCCAUACAGUGCCCUGGUCUGUGUUCAUGGCCGUAUGCCGUUCCAGCCUAUGGUCCACCAGGUCCAGCGCUCGUUGCACCUAAUGGGGUUGGCACCGAUGGCAUCAUCAUCAACAUCGCCACCAUUCUUGCUGCGGCUGCUACUAACCCUUUCAAGUCUGGUUACUUCCAAGGUGAUGCCUUGGCACCGGCGGAGAUCGUCACAGCAUGCCCAGGAAUAUUUGGCCCUGGAGCCUAUCCAGGAUACCCAGGUGACUUGAAGGUGGAUGCAAUGAGCAAGGCAAGCUAUAAUGUUCAUGGAAUCAACGGCAGGAAGUUCCUUCUUCCAGCUAUAUGGGAUCUGGUGCAUAGCAACUGCAAGGUUGUUGCUUAAUUAUUGAGUUUGAAUGAUGAAGGUCGUCCUUGUAUACAGUAUCAUAUCCAUAAAAUUUGUUAGACAGUGGUUAAGCAGGUACCAGUCAUAGUGCAUAGAUUUCAUUUUGUAUCUCAUGAAACCCCUAAAAGAUUGCUGCAAUGAACUAUAUAGAGUAAAUAAACUAGUAAUUUGAUUA
Messenger RNA from Diospyros lotus (date-plum), 1349 nucleotides. RefSeq names its product protein EXORDIUM-like 2. The coding region runs from base 191 to 1171 and encodes 326 amino acids. NCBI's taxonomy places the organism in Eukaryota, Viridiplantae, Streptophyta, Magnoliopsida, Ericales, Ebenaceae. The record is from RefSeq and is a predicted model, not a curated record. The transcript has a single exon.